Messenger RNA from Baudoinia panamericana UAMH 10762, 1425 nucleotides. RefSeq lists its product as uncharacterized. The record is from RefSeq and is a predicted model, not a curated record. Bases 406 to 1173 code for a protein of 255 amino acids. The transcript has 2 exons. Lineage: Eukaryota; Fungi; Ascomycota; Dothideomycetes; Mycosphaerellales; Teratosphaeriaceae.
AUGACCGCUACGGCGAGCUUCCACUUCAAGCGCAUCAUCUCCUGCACAUCAUGCGCAUCCAAGCCAUUACAUCACUGUCGCGGCAGUCUCAGCACGAAGCAUGUCCUGGAGAUUGUCGCUCACAGCAUAGGACGUUCCUUCUGUCAAAACACGCGUGCCUGCCAGAUACGGAAGACAAACAACAAUGAUCGACAGCGUGAUACAACGGCGCAAUCUCAACGGAGCGCAGAAGUGAUCAGAAACUCACGUGUACUACAAACAAUUCUUACUGGCUUUCUCUUGGAGAGCAUAUAAUAACACUUCCACACACAUCACCUCGCAGCAACCGACAAGCACUACAGUCUCAAGUCAAUAUACACCCCAGAAGGUAAGUUAUAUACUGUAGAAGUAUAUCAUGCAGCGAGCAUGGCGGAAAACAUGUCCAGUCGCGGUCGGCCGAAGCGGCCAGUCCUCGAGCGGAGCAAAACGUCCUUCAGUAGCAUGAAGGCUAUCCUCAGUGGCCGUCAUGGCAGCACCACCAGCCUCUCGGGGAUGGCGAACAACUCACCCGCUCGCACCGCACCGACAACCCCUCGGAAGCUUUUCUUGCGCAGUGGGACGGCGUCCUCUGCCGCCACCCCAACCACGGGCGUGUCCUUACCAGUAGGUCUCAACGCCGUCACCCGCCGUCUCGAGGAGCUGAGCAUCCUACCGGAUGGUGAGAGCAAGGCGAGUGAGAUCCGGAAGCUCGAACACCUGGCCGCGGAGUGCGAUGCAGACCGCAAGGAGUGCAAGAAGAUCCUAAAGGAGGCUAUGGAUCUUCGUGUGGAGGGGAAGUUCGAUACCUGCCGUGCCGAUUGCAUGCGCAUCGUGCACCACAAGCAUGCUAAGGUCGGGACAAGGUCCAUGCCUGUAAGCUACCCUUCUACGAGGGUGCAUUCGACCCUGACUGCGUUCACUGACGCUCUCAGACACGAUUCUGGCGGAGCUCAAGGCCUCGGACGGGCAGAAGGAGUUGGCGCUCCAGUAUCUCAAGGACGCGAAGGAGGCUGUCAACGCCGUGAAGCCAACAACGCCGCAUAUGGCGAACCUCUAUGGCAUCGUCAGUAUGAGCAAGGAGCGCGUUCUGAGAAAGGCGAAGGUGGAGGACACGAGCAAAGGGUUGGAGAAGCCGACGCGCGGGCCGUAUGUUGAUGGGCAGUACUGAGAGGGGGUGGCUGAUACAAUACUCCGUGAGCGUAGCGUCUGCUUGAGCUGCUAAGGUAGCCUACAGCGCGAUAUGCAGUGGCUCAAAGUAAUGGAGAGCAUGUUGCGCAGUCAGCUGCAAUUGUGCGCUUUCCUAAACCUGUAGGAGGCGAACAAGCUGCUGAAGUGACCGAUAGAGCCAUGUAGUCAAGGAGUAUGAAAGUUGGGAAGCCUGUAAGCUCGUUGCACAAUCCGAGAUCC